This is a messenger RNA of Pelobates fuscus (common spadefoot toad), 1701 nucleotides long. RefSeq lists its product as uncharacterized. Bases 1 to 1425 code for a protein of 474 amino acids. NCBI's taxonomy places the organism in Eukaryota, Metazoa, Chordata, Amphibia, Anura, Pelobatidae. The record is from RefSeq and is a predicted model, not a curated record. The transcript is spliced from 9 exons.
AUGACCUCCAACUCCGAGGCGCAUACCCGAGGCAGAACUUGGAAAAUGCCCAUGAACAGGGCCCCUGAGAUCAGCUUACAUGCAUCCGCGAUCCUAGGCCCCCGAUGCCAACCUCUUACUGCCAUGGAAACCAUGAAAUCCUUGGUAACAUCAGAGACUCCCGACAACUUACGACAAAAGCUGAGCUCAGCUAACUUACCUGUUACCACCCCGGGAGCGCAGCCUGAUGCCUCACAGAACCAGAGCAGGCACAACAAAUCUUGGAGACGUUCCUCAUCUGACCUGAAGCACCCGUGGACCUGCUCAAAUGAAAGCCAUUCUCCCCCAUGCCUUGCACCAUGUGGAGUCCGCCACCGACCCCUGGAUCCACGCCAUCACUCUCUCAACCCAAACAUCUCUGACAUAGAAGAGAUAAAAGGUAGUGAAAAUUCAAUAUUUCAGUUUCAGUCGUGCCUUUUUCUGGCUACCACAGAAGCAACCAGUAUCUCAGAUUCCCCUACCUCAAUGCUAUCAACAUCUAAAAUGGAGGAAGGAUCAAUGUCAACAUCAGUUAAUGAAGAGGUUUCUGCUACCACAGAAGCAACCAGUAUCUCAGAUUCCCCUACCUCAAUGCUAUCAACAUCUAAAAUGGAGGAAGGAUCAAUGUCAACAUCAGUUAAUGAAGAGGUUUCUGUCUCAACAAUAGAGAUCAGCCAGACACAUCAAAAUGAAAUCAAGAAUGAGACACUCUCUGUGAUCACAUCACCAAGUACUCACACAUCAUCACCAGGUGUGACAAGAGCUGCCUCCACCUUGAAAUACAGCACAGAAUCACAAUCGACAAUAUAUAAACAACCAGCAGAUACUGUCAUACCCCCAGCUGACCCCUGGCUCUGGAAAUAUUGCGCAAUUGGUGGUUCUUCUUUCUUAAUGGUAACCUUUGUGAUAAUUAUACUCCUACGCUGGACUUCCAGGAAACGAAAGAGGCAAAGAGAAAUGCCAGCUCCCUUGUGGAUAAGUUGUGACUCUCUAAACAACACUAACGAUUGUCCAAAGACCAAAUCCUCAGAACAAGUGUUACCCCUGCUGGAGCAAGUGGAGAUGGACAAGCAACAUGUAUAUGCAGAAAUUGACCCAAUUCCACCUCCGGUGGAAAAAACAACUUCUUCAUCAAAACCUCCCACUGCUAAGCGCUUCUCUAUCCCUUUACCAAAGAUUGUUGAUGUUACUUACUCAACUGUGCAGGUGCAUGAUUCUCUGCCAACCGUUUACGAGACAAAACUUCCAGUUAAACCCACAAAGCUUCCAAACAAACCUACAAAAUGCCCAGAUAAACCUACAAAACCUGCAAAUAAACCUACAAAUCUCCCAAAUAAAACAACAAGGCAGCCCUGUGAGAAUUUCUAUUACACCGUGGAAUAUACUGACUUAACAAAGAAGGAGUAACCAUUUCUGAUCACCACAGAGAAGUAGAACAAAACUAACAUGUUAGAAUCAAAUCUUGUAUUUUGCCAGAAUUGGUUUCAAUUUAAGUUAAAGUACACAGUUGUGAUAGUAGUUGUGUUCCAUACCACCAACUUAGAUGAUAUAUAUGCAUUAGAAAAUAGAAUAACUGAUGUAAAUGUAAGGGUAUAAUGGCUCGAAAUAGCUCGAAAACACACGCAAAGUGUGCCUGAUGUUUAUAGUAAUAAGAAACAAUAUAAUAUCUCUCUGUCAUGUAAA